Aspergillus fumigatus Af293 is the source of this 1800-nucleotide messenger RNA. RefSeq lists its product as uncharacterized. The record is from RefSeq and is a predicted model, not a curated record. The transcript is spliced from 2 exons. The coding region runs from base 1 to 1800 and encodes 599 amino acids. Lineage: Eukaryota; Fungi; Ascomycota; Eurotiomycetes; Eurotiales; Aspergillaceae.
AUGGCAGAAUACACUGCAGGAGCCAGAAUUCGAAGGAAAAGAGUUACAAACUCGAAGGACGUCGAUGAUAAAGGAAGCCUUAACGACGGCUUGUUGAGUCCGUCUGACAUGAUAAGCACGGGAGACGCUAGUAGCAGGAGAGCAAGCAAGAGCCGCGAUCUGGACCCUUUGUAUGACCCAAAUCAAGAUGGCCAGGACCCGGAUGAUGACGAUCAGUUCUCCCUAAGAAUUUCCAAAGACGGUCGGAGGAAACGGGCUCUCGACCCAACGUAUAUUCCCGGCAAGAAUGACGUCGGUGAAGAAGAAGAUGAUGAUGAUGAGUAUAUUCCAACGGGCCUACGACGAAAGAAGAGAAGAAUUUUGGACCCUGCCUUCGUUCCUGACAAAGGCGACGAAGAUCAGGACAUAUUUCUAGAUUCGUCAAAGAAGGGCAAGGGCAGGACUACAGAAAAUCGAACCACGAAAAGGAAAGCGAAUUCUGAAAUUGGAGCAGGGAAUCUACCUACUCCUAGCAAAGAGACACCUCGACCCGCGAAAACGAUGAAGACUGAACCGACAUCACCUCCAAGAGUCCCAGUUUUACCGGCUCUCACGGAUCCUCAAUAUGAUACCUCUGACGGAAAAGCGGCCAUUAAAAAUUCGUGGGAGCUUGUAAACGCCAGAACACAGCCAAACCACCCCUUAAAGGUGAAAGCGAUGAAGAUACUCAACAAGAUUGCAGAAGAUAGAAAUAGAGCCUUCUUCGCGCUCGUCAAAGCUCAUCAACGCUCUCGGAAAAGUUAUGCGGCCCAUUUGGCAGGUAAUACAAAUGACGAGGCUCAUACCCAGGGCAUGGCAGACUCCUCGAGGAGAAGGAACAAAACCUCAGACGCCGUUGCGAGGCAUUCAGACUCUACUGCGCAAGUGAAUGAUACUUCAUUGACUCAGGAAGAUGAGGCAGACACUUCUGUACCAGAUCUUUCCCAGGAAAGAGCGAAGCGCUGGGCAAAUGCUGUCAAUGUGCCCAAGGGUCUAUGGAGCGAAGUGGAGAAACAACUUUUCUAUCGGAUCGCCAUGAGAGGUUUCGAACCUUUGCUUCCUAAGCAGUGGCAUUAUGACUUCUCCACACUCCCGAAUCCUCUGUUCGCUGUUUCGGGUGAGAACCCGGCGUCGUUGAUCAAUGCAAUCAGAGGCUCGGAAUUCUACGCAAUCAGGUCGCUUUCCGAUUUAUUCUCUCUCGGCGGCUAUGUCAGAGACUGCAAUCUGGUGCAUCGUCGACCUGAGCCCAUCAUAAAACGAGCAAUUAGCAAGUACAUUCGUUGGGCCGUGUAUGAUGCAGGUCUACAUGUCAGUUCAGAAGCAAUACCAUUGUAUACAAUAGGCGCUAGGAAGAGAAGAGAAAGUACCGUCAACGCUGUGGUGAAAGUGAACCGACGUCUACAAAAGCUGGCGGAUCGAUUUCGAGGUGCUUAUGGGCUUGCAUCCGCUACGAAAGAGCUUGGGGUACCUGCCAGUAGACCAAAAGCAAAAGCACCUAUGCCCCCUCUUCUGACAGGUUUUGUUAUCAGCGGCCCAGUGGUUGCCAUCUUAACCCGGAACACCUACCCUUCCGCUGCAAAUGGCCAACGCGGAACUGAAGACAGCCACUUCAUCUGCCAACUCGACCUCAGUGAACAGGGUCAAGAUGUGUGGAACUCACUUGCAGUGGCAAUAUCUGUCAUGCAUAUCCGCAACACCAUGAUGGAGCUUGCCGAGCAUGAUUUGGCAGGCUUGUGCAGAUUCAAUGCGGAUGCACAUGUUGUAGUGGACCAAGAUCUGUGA